GCGGAGUGUCGAGACCCACAAACUCAGGAGUCUCGGCCAGUCCCCUGCUUGCCCACCGCCAAAGCAAGCUCCCCUUUCCCGCCCGCCCUGCUGAAAAAGUGCACAUUUGGAACCUCUCGUCCUCUUCCCUCUCUUCCAACGAUACCCCAUUUCCAGCUCAGCAGUCCACGUUUUGGACUGUAGCAGCUGUCUGUCAAGAUGUCGAAGCCACAGAGCGCCAACGGCAGCGAGUCCGAAUUUGAGUUUAUCGAAACUCCCAAGGCUCCCACGCCGACCUUCGAGAAGGUUGAGGACUGCGGAGUGCGCACUACGUCGUAUCCGACCAUCAAAAAUGCGCCGCUGCCCGCAGAAGGCGCUGGCACCGAGAGCUUCUCCAACAAGCUGCUCUUCUCCAUCCUCGGCGGCGUGCCCCUUUACCUUUCAUGGAAGCUCGGUGGCGGCCUGAAGACGGCGCUCUUUCUGGCUCUCUUCACCACUCUUCCUCUGCUCGCUGCCUUCUGGCUGAUCGUCUCGACGGUGUCACCCCGCAAGAACGAAAAGGCUCGUCUCCCGGGCCGUCCAGUCGAGCACUACCUCACUUUCAAGAACCCCGCCGACCGGGCCAAGUACCAUGGCCGCAACAAGAUCCCCAUGGAGACCUUCCACGAGAUGUACUUUGACGGCGACGUCGACUUCAAUGGCGACGCCCUCGAAGUUCUGGAGUACCGUCACGAUUGGGCCAGCUUCCGGUUCACCUUUGGUUUGAUCAGGUUCUUCCUGACCGGCAUGAUGCCCGAGGUCAUCAUGCACACCCGCUCCCAGGAUGAGGAGCAGGUCCGCGACCACUACGACCGCGGCGAUGACUUCUACGGCUGGUUCCUCGGCCCCCGCAUGAUCUACACGUCCGGCAUUAUCGGGGACAUCAACCGGGAGGAGACCCUGGAGGAGCUCCAGGACAACAAGCUGGCCGCCGUCUGCGAGAAGAUUUCCCUGAAGGAAGGUGAGCGCUUGCUCGAUAUCGGCUGCGGCUGGGGCACCUUGGCCCGCUUCGCCAGCGUCAACUACGGCGCCAAGGUCACCGGCAUCACCCUGGGCCGCAACCAGACUGCUUGGGGCAACAACGCCCUGCGCAAGGUCGGCGUUCCCGAGGAACAAAGCAAGAUUCUGUGCAUGGACUACCGCGACAUUCCUGUGCCUGAGGGUGGCUACAAUAAGAUCACCUGUCUUGAGAUGGCCGAGCACGUCGGUGUCCGGCAUUUCAAGUCGUUCUGCAAGCAGGUCUACGACAUGCUGGAUGACGAUGGCAUCUUCUUCCUCCAGAUCGCCGGUCUUCGCAAGAGUUGGCAGUACGAAGACUUGAUCUGGGGUCUCUUCAUGAACAAGUACAUCUUCCCCGGCGCUGACGCUUCGACUCCCCUCGGCUGGUUUAUCGACAAAUUUGAGGGUGCUGGCUUCGAGGUCAAGGCCGUCGAUACCAUUGGCGUGCACUACUCGGCCACUCUCUGGCGGUGGUACCGCAACUGGAUGGCCAACAAGGACAAGAUUGAGGCCAAGUACGGCAAGAGAUGGUUCCGCAUUUGGGAGUAUUUCCUUGCCUACUCGACUAUCAUCUCCCGUCAGGGAAGUGCCACCUGCUACCAGAUUGUCCUCCACAAGAACAUCAAUGCGUUCCACCGCAUCGAGGGCGUUCCCACGCAGUAUGGCCUCAACGGCUCUACUCGUGCCACCAAGGCUGAUAUGAAGGCCUGGGCCGAGGCUAACGCUGCCGACUUCCCUCUCGUCCCUGCUCAUUGAAAUCUUUCUGGGACAUGCAAAGAAGUUCCCAACCUGAAGGCCUCGGCUUUGCUAUCGAGAAAGCUUCUUGGUUGGUGAAAUGCAUGAUAGGUGAUCCACCGACUAGGUGAUCAUACGUGGCGGAUACGGAGUGCUGUAUGGCGAUAAACAAAUGUGGUUCUGGAAUUGGGCAUGAUACAGGGACUAAUACAGAAGCAAGAGUAAAGAACACGUUCCCUAGGGACGGUUGAUUUUAUGCCCUCGGAUAGAGUUAGAAGUCAAAUGGUGACAUUAAUCAAGCCAGAAGUAUGGCAAUAUGAGACUACACUACUGAUUUAACGCCAAACGGCGGACGGAAUCAUUAUUCCGUGGAGAUCCUGC
This is a messenger RNA of Thermothelomyces thermophilus ATCC 42464, 2133 nucleotides long. RefSeq lists its product as uncharacterized. The record is from RefSeq and is a predicted model, not a curated record. The transcript has 4 exons. Lineage: Eukaryota; Fungi; Ascomycota; Sordariomycetes; Sordariales; Chaetomiaceae. Gene Ontology annotation, biological process: cellular response to biotic stimulus. The coding region runs from base 199 to 1773 and encodes 524 amino acids.